AUGGACGAGGACAAUUACACAAAGCUUAUUGAUGCAGUUAGCAGAGGAGACAGCAUUGAGAGCCUGUAUGUGCUAGCAGCAGUUCUCGACAAGAUUGUGGACUUAUCAAAGAAGGAUUCAAGUAAUGACAUUGAAGUGCUCUCAAAGCUUGUUGAGCAUCAAAGAUUGGUGUAUGAGAAGGCGACUUCUCUAUAUGAAAGCAUUCAAACAGAAGGUGCAGACAUCAGUGCAAUUUCUAACGAGUGCAUAUCUAAGAUCAAUGAGCUCAGGGACGCAAUCAAUGAUCACCACCUUUCACUAAAUGUCUCACAACAAAUACAAGAGACAAACACACUCAAUCAAGAAGAGCAAUAA
This is a messenger RNA of Ordospora colligata OC4, 354 nucleotides long. RefSeq lists its product as uncharacterized. The coding region runs from base 1 to 354 and encodes 117 amino acids. The record is from RefSeq and is a predicted model, not a curated record. The transcript has a single exon. Lineage: Eukaryota; Fungi; Microsporidia; Ordosporidae.